Messenger RNA from Actinia tenebrosa (Australian red waratah sea anemone), 1516 nucleotides. RefSeq names its product fructose-bisphosphate aldolase A-like. Gene Ontology annotation, molecular function: fructose-bisphosphate aldolase activity. The record is from RefSeq and is a predicted model, not a curated record. Lineage: Eukaryota; Metazoa; Cnidaria; Anthozoa; Actiniaria; Actiniidae. Gene Ontology annotation, biological process: glycolytic process.
GCGACCUUCGUUCUCUCUGCUUUUCCGAAAGGUACUGGUGACUUUGUGCUCCCGAAAAAUCAUCAAAAAUGGACGCUCCUCUUACUCCUGAGCUCAAAGCCGAGCUGAAAAGGAUUGCCGAGGCUAUUGUAGCUCCUGGUAAAGGGCUUCUUGCUGCUGAUGAAAGCACUGGUACCAUGGGAAAGCGUCUUGCAAACAUCGGUGUCGAGAAUACUGAAGAAAACCGUCGUCAGUACCGUCAGCUUUUGUUCACUAGUGGCGCUGAAAUGCGUAAUUCGAUCAGUGGUGUUAUUCUCUUCGAGGAAACCUUGUACCAGAAAGCAGACGAUGGAACUCCAUUCGUGAAGAUCAUCAAAGACCAAGGAAUCAUCCCUGGAAUCAAAGUUGACAAAGGAGUAGUCCCGCUGGCUGGAACACAAGGAGAAGGCACAACUCAAGGUCUUGAUGGCCUGUCUCAGAGAUGUGAGCAGUACAAAAAAGACGGCUGUGACUUCGCUAAAUGGCGUUGUGUGCUUAAAAUCACUGACCAUACCCCCUCGGAACUAGCCAUGAAGGAGAAUGCCAAUGUUCUUGCUCGCUAUGCAACUAUUUGUCAACAGAAUGGAAUCGUCCCCAUAGUAGAGCCUGAAGUCCUCUGUGAUGGAGAUCAUUCCUUGGAACGUGCACAGAAAGUCACAGAGGCGGUUCUUUCUGCACAAUACAAGGCUCUGGUAGAUCAUCAUGUUUAUCUUGAAGGAACUUUACUGAAGCCUAACAUGGUAACUCCAGGUCAAAGUUGUCCCCAAAAAAGCACUCCAGAACAAUGUGGUAAGGCUACUGUAGAGGCCUUGCAGAGGACUGUACCAGCUGCUGUACCAGGAAUUACAUUUUUAUCAGGAGGACAGUCUGAGGAACAGGCCUCUAUCCACCUUAAUGCAAUCAAUCAGUACCCUGGUAAAAAGCCAUGGAAGUUGACUUUUUCUUUUGGCCGAGCCCUUCAGGCCAGUGCCCUAAAGGCAUGGAGCGGCAAGAAAGAAAAUGUCAAGGCAGGUCAGAAAGAGUUCUUGAAGCGUGCCAAGGCUAAUGGAGAGGCUGCAAAAGGAGAGUACAAAGGAGAGGCAAGUCUUGCUGGAGAUCAGAGCUUGUUCGUUGCCAACCAUCAGUACUAAUUAACACUGUCAAGAAGAAAACAUAGCCUUAGAUGACUGUCUUGUACAGCUGAAUUACUGUAGCCCGUUUUGGAUCCAUGCUUAUAUUCUAUACUGCUGCCUGUAAUGCAUGUUGACAAUGCCCCUUUGAAUGCAAAUUCAAGAUUCUCUUAAUAAUUAUUAAUGUUGGAGGUUUAUAAUUUUCUAUAAGAUAUAAUAUUUAAUGUAAGCUAGGUUCUGCUCUAUGAAAUAGAGAUUCAAGUCUCUCUGGAUAGGGAAAGUUAUGGGGUACAAGUAAAGACCUUGUGUUUUUGAAACUCGUGUUGGAUGAAUUCCUUGGCAAAACCUAUUAAAUUUUCAUUAUAGAAAUAAACGUAGUUGAAACUGUG